Messenger RNA from Cololabis saira (Pacific saury), 2293 nucleotides. It is a transcript of the gene rcc1l, whose product is annotated as RCC1 like. The record is from RefSeq and is a predicted model, not a curated record. Bases 154 to 1509 code for a protein of 451 amino acids. Lineage: Eukaryota; Metazoa; Chordata; Actinopteri; Beloniformes; Belonidae. The transcript has 12 exons.
CACUUGCGUUUCCUAGGUUAAUUCAAGGUAAACAAAUGUUCAAUAAUGCCUUUUAAAUAUUUAAAUAUAACUGCAGCAAGAUUACAUACGUUUAUAUAGAGCACAAGUUGGAUAUUUAAACCUGGAAACGUCGGUUUAACAGAAAGUUGAAGGAUGGCUUCAUCGCGUGUGCGCCUGUGCUCGCCUCACAUGAGCGCUAGCCUUCAAGUCUGCCACUACGCAACGCUCAGUAGAGCAUCCAGGCUGCAGGAGAAGAGCGACAGCGGCCCAGUUUUUCAGUAUGUCGGCCAGCACAGAAAGCCGACCCACAAAGUGUUUGUGUGGGGGUUUAGCUUCACCGGGGCGCUGGGGAUCCCCAGCUUCGUGGUGCCGGACAGCGGCAGGAAAAGGCCCCUUAAAUACAAGCUGACCCCUUACCGCCUGGAGACUGCAGAGCAGAUCUCCUCCGCUGCUUGCGGUUAUGGGUUCACUCUCUUGGCAUCCUCAACCAAAGACGUGUCCAAACUUUGGGGCAUGGGGCUGAAUAAGGACUCUCAGCUGGGCUUUCAGCGGACCCAACACAGUCGACAUCAAAGCUACGACUACGUGUUGGAGCCAUCCCCCGUGGCGCUGCCUCUCUCUGAGCCUCAGCAGACCAGGGUGCUGCAGGUUUCGUGCGGCCGGGCUCACUCCCUGGUCCUCACCGACCAGGAGGGAGUCUUCAGCAUGGGCAACAACGCGUACGGCCAGUGUGGAAGGACCAUAGUGGAAGACGAGGCCUACAGCGGCAGCCACAUCAUUCACAAGAUAGAUGGCUUCAGCAGCAGGGUCGUCCAGGUGGCAUGUGGACAGGACCACAGUCUGUUCCUCACACAGGCGGGGAAAGUGUACGCCUGCGGGUGGGGCGCAGAUGGACAGACAGGUCUGGGUCACCACAACAUCAGCUCCAGCCCGGCGGAACUGGGAGGAGAUCUGGCAGGGGUGGAGGUGCAGCAGAUCAGCACAUAUGGAGACUGCAGCCUGGCCGUGUGCAGAGAUGGACAGCUGUACGGCUGGGGAAACUCAGAGUACAGGCAGCUGGCCUCGGUCACUGAGGACACGCAGAUCAAUUCUCCCCGACAUCUUCCCCUGAAAGGCUGCGGAAAGGUGGUUCAGGCUGCAUGUGGAGGAAGUCAGGUCGCCAUUCUCAACGAAAAAGGCGAGGUGUUCGUUUGGGGCUACGGCAUUCUGGGAAAAGGCCCAAAUCUGUCUGAAUCUUCCACUCCAGAGAUGAUUCCCUCCACGCUGUUCGGACGUUCGGAGUUCAACCCCUCCGUGGCCGUCAGCAAGAUCAGAUGUGGCCUCAGCCACUUUGCUGCAGUGACAGAUCGAGGCGAGCUCUUCGUUUGGGGGAAGAAUGUCAGAGGUUGCUUGGGCAUAGGGAAGCAAGACGACCAGUACUUCCCUUGGCGGGUGACCGUGCCCGGUCAGGUGGUGGACGUGGCGUGCGGCGUUGACCACACGGUGGCGCUGGUGAAGUCCCUCCUGUGAGCUGUGGCGGAGGAAAGGUUGGAUGUUUGGCUGAGUCCCCCCGGCUGACCUCGGAGCGCCUCGGGGAGCCGACCGGAGCUGCUCUGGAUUCUGGAGGCCAGCUGCUCUGCACAGAUGACGGACCCUCACGCCCCUCGGUCACGUGGUGUCAUGAGCAGAGUGCAGGGCAGAGGGCCACCGAGCCAACUCUGCUGCAUGAAGAUCCACGGCUCCUUCUAGCAGUGGGUUAAUCCACUUAUUUGCCAAAUGAUUAAAUGCAGUUUUUUUUUUUUUUUUUUUUCAAGCAAAGAUUGAAGAAGCUCUUUGUCUGGCUGCAACAUCGAUGCGAGGACAUCUCAGACACCACAAAGAGGAGAAUUUAAACUGGUGCACAAAACAAGACUUACUACUUGACUCAAACAAGCUGACAUCUGCUCAGCUCAGUUAUUGUUUCCUUCAGACAUUUUUUGUAUUUGCCUCAAAACAUGUAAAAGCUGCUGAUAAAUAUUUAUUAAACAUGGUAUUUGGAGAAAAAAGGGCUGGCAGCAAAACAACCUGCAAAAAAUCUGAUUAUAUCCCUCCGUCUUGCAAAUGAUGAGGUGACGGCAGUGUGCCAGGAGAGGAAAUAGGUUUUUAGGAAUUGAUUUUACAGCACGAGCCUCUGUAUCGUGAUGUGAGCGGGGAGUUCACGGAUCAACUCUGACGAGCAGCAGAGGACGAGAGGACGUCGUUAAUCUGGUCCAGAUGUGGCUUUAGGUCGCGGUGAGGAUCAACAGCAUUACAAUAUAACGGGUUUGGCUUUCUA